UCAACGUGACCCCGUGACGUUUAACGUGAAAGUAGCCAAUCCCCAUAAACGUUUUCUGUAUCUUGUGAAAGCUACAGUCAUAGAGGAGCAUAUACUGGCUACAGUGAACACGCAACUGCAUGUCCAGAAUGUCAUUGCAUUUCAGUCAAAGGCUGAAGUCAGUCUGCAGAUUGCGAAUAAUUCAGCAGCAUAUGAUGUCCUCUCAGGCGGGGUCGGACGUGCUGCUGGAGCGCGUGGGGAACGCGGGCGUGAUCACGCUGAACCGGCCCAAGGCCCUGAACGCCCUCAACCUGUCCAUGAUCAGACAGAUAUACCCGCAGCUCAGAAAUUGGGAGAAGGAUCCGGAACCCCACCUGGUGAUUAUAAAAGGAGCCGGAGCGAAAGCGUUUUGCGCUGGGGGAGACAUCAGAGCUGUAACAGAGGCAGGUAAAUUGGGCGAGUCCCUGGCACAGGACUUUUUCCGUGAGGAGUAUAUAUUAAACAAUGCUAUUGGGACAUAUCAGAAACCGUACGUGGCGCUGAUUGAUGGGAUUACAAUGGGAGGCGGCGUCGGUCUGUCCGUCCAUGGCCAGUUUUGCGUGGCGACUGAGAAGACCCUGUUUGCCAUGCCGGAGACUGCCAUUGGUCUGUUUCCCGACGUCGGAGGCGGCUACUUCCUGCCCAGGCUCCGGGGCAAGCUGGGGUUGUUCCUGGCUCUGACUGGCUUCCGGCUGAAGGGGCGGGACGUGCAGCGAGCGGGCGUGGCCAGUCACUUUGUGGACUCUGAGAAGACCGGAUCAGUCUCCUCAGCUCAGGCUGUCGCUGAAGUGUUGGAAUCCUAUCAGAGCGAGAGCAGUGUGGACAAGGACAAACCUUUCAUUCUGGAGCCGCAUAUGGAGAACAUCAAUAGGCUGUUUGAAGCCAGCAGUGUGGAGCAGAUCUGUGAGAAUCUGAAGCAGGAUGGCUCUUCUUUUGCACAGAAGCAGCUGGAGACCCUUUCCAAGAUGUCUCCCACCUCCAUGAAGCUGACGUUCAGGCAGCUGCGGGAGGGAGCCAGCAUGAGCCUGCAGGACGUGCUCGUCAUGGAGUACAGGCUGACUCAGGCCUGCAUGAGCGGCCAGGACUUCUAUGAAGGUGUGAGGGCAGUGCUCAUUGAUAAGGACCACAGCCCAAAAUGGAACCCACCCACCCUGGAGGGAGUGACAGAGUCAUACCUGGACGACUGUUUCAAACCCCUCGGAGAUCGCGACCUCAGCCUCUAAGCAUGCUCACUGCAGCAAGACACCGCCCUCAGACUCUGAGCAUGCUCACUGCAGAGAGAGACCGCCUUCACGCUCUGAGCAUGCUCACUGCAGAGAGAGACCGCCCUCAGCCUCUGAGCAUGCUCACUGCAGAGAGAGACCGCCCUCAGCCUCUGAGCAUGCUCACUGCGGAGAGAGACCGCCCUCAGGCUCUGAGCAUGCUCACUACAGCAAGACACCGCCUUCACGCUCUGAGCAUGCUCA
Molecule: messenger RNA, 1484 nt
Organism: Anguilla rostrata (American eel)
Lineage: Eukaryota; Metazoa; Chordata; Actinopteri; Anguilliformes; Anguillidae
Gene: hibch
Product: 3-hydroxyisobutyryl-CoA hydrolase
Exons: 14
Coding region: 120-1241 (373 amino acids)
Biological process (GO): L-valine catabolic process
Cellular component (GO): mitochondrion
Molecular function (GO): 3-hydroxyisobutyryl-CoA hydrolase activity
Source: RefSeq, a predicted model, not a curated record